Molecule: messenger RNA, 360 nt
Organism: Staurois parvus
Lineage: Eukaryota; Metazoa; Chordata; Amphibia; Anura; Ranidae
Source: the annotation of a GenBank genome assembly
CCAGAGUCUCUCAUGGGUCCCUGUUACGGGCCUCCCAUUGCUGCUGUCUCCAUCGCCACACUCUGCCAUGUGCCCCACAUUCAGGUCUCUUCACACUGCUGGUGGUGUUGAAUUUUUUGACAUAGGGUGCUGGCAGAUUACGGCCUCCCAUUGCUACUGCCAGGCACGUCAAAUCGGCCAUGGGGCCCCCGUACCGCCUGGUCACGCUGCUGCUGGUCCCACAGUGUGACCUGGGUCCUGUACCGCCUCCCAUUUGCUCCCACUCUGCCAUGUGUCGCUUUUGAGGUCUCCUCACACUCCUGUGCUUUUCCAUUUUGACAUAGGUUGCUGGCAGAUUGCAGGCCUCCUAUAGGUGCCGCC